Molecule: messenger RNA, 1995 nt
Organism: Aspergillus fischeri NRRL 181
Lineage: Eukaryota; Fungi; Ascomycota; Eurotiomycetes; Eurotiales; Aspergillaceae
Product: putative protein kinase (Lkh1)
Exons: 6
Coding region: 1-1995 (664 amino acids)
Biological process (GO): protein phosphorylation
Cellular component (GO): nucleus
Molecular function (GO): ATP binding; protein kinase activity
Source: RefSeq, a predicted model, not a curated record
AUGUCUACACCCUCAACGGCCACUGCAACGCAUCCCACGCACCACCAGCAACACUACGCAUUUCCUCAUCACCACGCCUACCAGCCAAACGCCUCCUUUCCCGUCACAACCGCUACGGGGACUGCUCGCCUAGCCACUGCACCCUACCCGUACGCCGCCCCUCCUUCGACCGCACCCCUUCCUUAUAACCAAUCUUCGAAAAUGGUACAGCCUGCCUCCACCCCAGCAGCCAUUCCACCGGCUCAGAGCGAAGUCAGCACGGGCACAGCCGGGUCAGAUCAAAGCAGAAGGAGGAAGAAGCCCGACUGGGGCGAGUUCUAUAAAAAUGGCAUUCCCAAAGAGGUCAUUGUGAUCGAUGAUACGCCUCCUCCAGAACAGGGCAAAGGCAAGUCCCGUACCACUGCGGCAGCAGCCUCGAACGGCGGCAUGGCCCAACCUGCCGGCAAGAAAAGGCGCACUGGAAUUGAAUCAGCCUAUGACCUGGGAUACUACGAUCGUCCAUCAUUUUCCACCAUUCCUCAGCAAUACGGUGAAGAGUCCUCCGCAGCCUCCAUUUCUACAGACCGCACAACUUCCCUACACACCACCGCUCCCACAUCCCUGGGUUCGCAGGGCAGUGCGGGUGCUACCAACGGUGUAUAUUAUGAAGACGCCAAUGUUGGCCAGAAGCGGAAACGUGUGACAACACGCAAGUCAGCCCGCGAUGAACAGAAACGGCGGGAAUUGGAAACUGCCGGUGAUGCAUUCCUCAGCUACAUCCCCCCUCCCAAGCCACCGAUCAAGGCGAAGGAAGUCCCAGUGCCUGUUGUUCGAGAUUAUGGAAAUCGCCAUGAGAAGUAUGACGAUGACGACGGUCACUACAUUGUGACGCCAGAUACGCCAUUGACAGAUCGAUACUCAAUCAUCAAGCUUCUAGGACAAGGUACAUUCGGUAAAGUGGUUGAAGCGUAUGACAGGCAGCGCAAGACUCGCUGCGCAGUCAAGAUCAUUCGGUCGAUACAAAAAUACCGUGACGCGUCCAGAAUUGAACUUCGGGUUCUGUCAACGUUGGCCUCGAAUGACAAAUCGAACCGAAACAAGUGCAUUCACCUACGUGAUUGCUUCGAUUUCCGAAACCAUAUCUGCAUUGUCACGGAUCUUUUGGGCCAGAGUGUCUUUGAUUUCCUCAAAGGCAACGGCUUUGUGCCCUUUCCCAGUAGCCAGAUUCAGAACUUCGCUCGGCAGCUAUUCACGAGCGUAGCCUUCCUUCAUGACCUUAACCUCAUCCAUACCGAUCUGAAACCCGAGAACAUCCUCCUCGUCAGCAACGCAUACCAGACAUUCACCUACAACCGAACGAUUCCAUCCUCUUCACACGCCGUUUCACGGAAUGCCCGUCAGCGACGUGUGUUGUUGGACAGCGAAAUCCGUCUCAUCGAUUUCGGGUCGGCCACUUUCGAUGAUGAGUAUCACUCAUCGGUGGUAUCCACGAGACAUUAUCGUGCUCCCGAAAUUAUCUUGAAUCUGGGCUGGAGUUUCCCGUGCGAUAUCUGGAGUAUCGGCUGCAUUCUGGUUGAGUUCUUCACCGGGGAUGCCCUUUUCCAGACGCACGACAACCUAGAACAUCUUGCCAUGAUGGAGGCAGUUAUUGGCUCUAAAAUCGAUACGAAGCUGGUCAAGCAGACGACCCAGGGAGGUCGAAACGGAAGUCAGAACCAGGCGGCCAAAUACUUCAACCGAAACAAGCUGGAUUAUCCUAAUGAGGAAACGACACGAGCCUCGCGCAAGUAUGUGAGGGCUAUGAAGCAGCUUACUGACUUCAUCCCAACCAGCACUACAUUCCAUCGCUUGUUCCUUGACCUUCUCCAGCGGAUAUUUGUCUACGAUCCCAAGAACCGUAUCACUGCCAAAGAGGCUCUGAAGCACCCGUGGUUCAAGGAGUCUUUAAUUGAUGAUGGCACCGAGGCUCUUCGCAUCGGUCAACAGUUGCAACGCAACGGCGGUCAACGCAGCUAG